AUGGAUGCUAAUUCUUCAAAUGCUUCUGUGAAUCCGCCCACCACCACCACUCCUACUACUAAUACGAGAUCAGAUGCCAAUACAACUAGUGUAAGUGCAAAUAAAGAUAUGGCAUGGGAAUGGGGAGUUCAAAAGGAUCCAUUAAAAAAACAAAAUAUUUGGUGCACCUUGUGUGACAAGAGAGUAUGUGGAGGGAUCACAAGGUUAAAAGAACACCUCACUCAUACAGGAGGAAAUGUAGCUACUUGCCCUAAUGUGACUACGGAGAUCACUAAGAAAGUGCUUGAAUCAAUGAAAGAAAAAGAUAAGAAAAAAAAGGAAAGACAAAGAACAAUAGAAAUACUUAGAUCAACAAGUUGUAUAGACCUUUCUGAAAAUGAUGAUGAGCAAGACGAUACCCCACAGCCACAAGUUAAAAAAAGAAAGUUUGUAAGUUCUAGUAAUGUACGGGGUCCUAUUGAUGAUGUUUAUAAGCCGGACCAUGGAAAAGGAAAGCAAACUACAUUGGAUAAGAAUAAUCCAAUUAAAGAGAAGUUGAAGAAGGUAGCUUGGAAAAAGAUUGCGGUUUGGGCUUAUUCGAUAGGCUUACCUUUCAAUGUCGUACGUGAUGAAGGUUUCCAAGAUGCGAUCAAUUCCAUUGGAGAAUAUGGAAGAGGCAUGCCGGCUCCAAGUUAUCAUAAUAUGCGGGUGACAUUGUUAAAGGACGUGUUAGAAGAUACCCACAAGUUUGUGGAUUCGUUUCGACCACAAUGGAAGAAAUUUGGAUGUAGCAUUAUGUCUGAUUUUUGGAUAGAUGUUUUUCUAAAGUCGAUUGAUGCAUCAGAGCAUAUACAUAAUGCUGAAUAUAUUGUGAAGAAGGUAAAUGAGGUGAUAGCAGAAGUUGGAGAGGAAAACGUUGUGCAUUUUAUUACAGACAACGGUUCAAACUACAAAGCUGCAGGAAAGAUUUUGGAAGAACAACAUCCAAAAUUAUUUUGGACUCCAUGUGCAGCACACUGUGUGAAUCUCAUUGUACAAGAUAUUGGGAAGAAAGAAGCAACAAUCGCGACCGCUUUGAAUGAAGCAAGAGCUAUUGUGGUUUAUAUUUAUAACCAUGGACGGAUUCUCAAUAUGAUGAGAAAGUUGACAAAGAAUAGAGAGUUGCACAGGUCUUGUGUAACUAGAUUUGCUACCCAAUUUUACACCUUACAGAGUGUCCAUGAUAAUCGACACCAUCUCCAAGUUUUGUUUGUAUCUGAGCAAUGGAGAAAAAGUGACUUUGCAAAGAAAGCUCCUGGAAAGAGAAUUGAGAAGAUAGUAUCAAAGCAAUCUUUUUGGGAUGGUGUAUAUUUAGCUUGCCAAAUAUAUGCUCCAUUGGUAGAUAUUGUUCGUUUGGUUGACACAGAAGAAAGACCGUGCAUGGGGUACAUCUAUGAUGUGAUGAGUCGAGCACAAGAUCAAAUAAGCAAAAAUCUAAAUGAUGGGAAUAAUGACAAAAAAGGACUGGCAGCUGGGUGUUUCCUUAAUCCUGCAAUUUUUCAUGGAGAUAAGUCAAAGGAAUAUGAGGCCAAUAAACAGAUUAUGACCGGACUUUAUGUUGCUAUUGACCGUCUGGUUCCCGAUGAAGAUGAAAAUGAUACUUUGAGACAAGAAUUGAAUCUCUACAUUGAUUUAAGUGGACAAUUUGGAUCCCCAGCUGCUAAAAGGAGUAUGACAAAAGUUGCACCGUAUAUAUGGUGGCGUUCUUAUGGGAUAGAUACACCUAUCUUACGAAAGUUUGCUAUCACGGUUCUUAGUCAAACUUGUAGUGCUUCACCUUGUGAACGAAAUUGGAGUACAUUUGACAAUCUACAUUCUAAGAAAAGAAAUUGUCUUUUGCAACAAAAACUAAAUGAACUUGUAUUCAUCCAAUACAACACAAGGUUGCAAAAGCGCAUCAUGUCUUUACAAAACAAAUCUUUGGAUCCUAUUUUGCUACGAGAUGUUAAGGAGAAUGAUGAUUGGACAAUACCAACGGAAGAUGAACUUCAAGACUUUGUGGAUGGUGGUGAUGACCUUCUUUUUGUUCAGAUGUGCAAGAAGCAAUGGGAGCGAAUGUAG
Messenger RNA from Lactuca sativa (garden lettuce), 2079 nucleotides. RefSeq lists its product as uncharacterized. Gene Ontology annotation, molecular function: protein dimerization activity. The record is from RefSeq and is a predicted model, not a curated record. Lineage: Eukaryota; Viridiplantae; Streptophyta; Magnoliopsida; Asterales; Asteraceae.